UUCAAUUUUGUUGGAAAAUUGCUUGGCCCAAAAGGAAGCUCCUUGCAACAAUUACAAGAAGCUACUCAAACAAAGAUGGCUAUUCUUGGACGUGGAUCUAUGAGAGAUAAGAAAAAGGAGGAAGAACUUCGUAACCAAGGUGAUCCAAAAUACGCUCAUUUAAAUGAUGAGUUGCAUGUUGAAAUUACUGCAUAUGCUGCACCCGCUGAAGCAUAUCGUCGUAUGGCCUCAGCAAUUGCUGAAGUGCAAAGAUUUUUAAUACCUGAAAAUGCACAGCCAUUCGGAGGUGGUCAAGAAUAUUUUGACGAAAUGCACCCACCUCAAUACAUGAAUGAUGGCAAGCCAAAACCUCCGUUUGCAGCUGAUGGGCCAUCAAUGAGAGGGGGUCCACCAAUGCCCCCCAGACCUAUGGGCCCACCGAUGAUGGCUGGCCGCGAAGGCCCCCGUAGGCCUGCACUUGCACAGAGCACCUAUGCCAGUGAGGGAGAAGAGUGGGGAGCUCCCAGGCCUUCCCCCAGACGAGGUGGAUUCAGUGGCGCAGCUCCUGCUCCUCGACCUGUAGCUCGGGGUUAUGAAGAGCCUGCAAAUGAUUAUAACAGUUAUGGUGAAAGUUAUGGUGAUUAUAAUUCAGGAAAUGCUGUAUCCUACUAUGACUAUUCUGCUGAUGAUGCAGGAUAUGCUGAUGGCUACGCAGAUGAGUCUCGUGGACCAGUUAGAAAUGCAGGGGGUGCUCGAGGCAGAGGUGCCGGAAGACUUAUGACUCAUCCAUAUGGUGGUACUGCACGACGUGGAUACUAAACUGAUACAUUACACUUUGUUUUUACCAUCAUAGUACUGUUCAUUGAUAAAACAUAAUCACAUAUUCGAAGUUGGUAGUUCAACUCUCACUGUAUUACAUUGGGUUUAAUUAUGAUCAAGCAUUUUUGUGCCGAAAUACAAAUUCCAACUCAUAACAGUAUAAAGCUGGCGUUUAUUUCAUCAUUCUUUAAAAAAAAAAAAUGUCAUUUUCACAUCAAUUAUCAAUAAAUUGAUUUCA
Molecule: messenger RNA, 1036 nt
Organism: Uloborus diversus
Lineage: Eukaryota; Metazoa; Arthropoda; Arachnida; Araneae; Uloboridae
Product: KH domain-containing, RNA-binding, signal transduction-associated protein 1-like
Exons: 7
Biological process (GO): regulation of alternative mRNA splicing, via spliceosome
Cellular component (GO): nucleus
Molecular function (GO): mRNA binding
Source: RefSeq, a predicted model, not a curated record